CGGUCUGAAAAGCCCCGCCUCCACCCCAGAAGCGCUCUGUACCCGGACCUGAGCUGCCACAACAACCACAUGGCCAAGGUGCUGACACCCGAGCUGUAUGCCGACCUGCAGGCCAAGAGCACCUCGAGCGGCUUCACGCUCGACGACGUCAUCCAGACCGGCGUGGACAACCCCGGCCAUCCGUUCAUCAUGACCGUGGGCUGCGUGGCGGGCGACGAGGAAUCUUACGAGGUGUUCAAGGACCUGAUGGACCCAAUCAUCGAGGACCGUCACGGCGGCUACAAGCCCACCGACGAGCACAAGACUGACCUGAACCCCGACAACCUGCAGGGCGGCGACGACCUGGACCCCAACUACGUGCUGAGCUCCCGGGUGCGCACGGGCCGCAGCAUCCGCGGCUUCUGCCUGCCCCCCCACUGCAGCCGCGGGGAGCGCCGCGCCAUCGAGAAGCUGGCGGUGGAAGCCCUGGCCAGCCUGGACGGCGACCUGGCGGGCCGCUACUACGAGCUCAAGAGCAUGACCGAGGCGGAGCAGCAGCAGCUCAUCGACGACCACUUCCUCUUCGACAAGCCAGUGUCACCACUGCUGUUGGCCUCCGGCAUGGCCCGCGACUGGCCGGACGCCCGCGGCAUCUGGCACAAUGACAACAAGACCUUCCUGGUCUGGGUCAAUGAGGAGGACCACCUGAGGGUCAUCUCCAUGCAGAAGGGAGGCAACAUGAAGGAGGUGUUCACCCGCUUCUGCACUGGCCUCACCCAGAUUGAAACACUUUUCAAGGCUAAGAACUACGAGUUCAUGUGGAACCCUCACCUGAGCUACAUCCUCACCUGCCCCUCCAACCUCGGCACGGGGCUGCGGGCAGGUGUGCACAUCAAGCUGCCCCAUCUGGGCCAGCACGAGAAGUUCUCGGAGGUGCUCAAAAGGCUACGGCUGCAGAAGCGGGGCACAGGUGGAGUGGACACAGCUGCCGUGGGCGGGGUCUUCGAUGUCUCCAACUCUGACCGCCUGGGCUUCUCGGAGGUGGAGCUGGUACAGAUGGUGGUGGACGGAGUGAAGCUGCUCAUUGACAUGGAGCAGCGGCUGGAGCAGGGCCAGCCCAUUGAUGACCUGAUGCCUGCGCAGAAGUGA
This is a messenger RNA of Elephantulus edwardii (Cape elephant shrew), 1128 nucleotides long. It is a transcript of the gene CKB, whose product is annotated as creatine kinase, brain. The transcript is spliced from 8 exons. Gene Ontology annotation, molecular function: creatine kinase activity. Bases 70 to 1128 code for a protein of 352 amino acids. The record is from RefSeq and is a predicted model, not a curated record. NCBI's taxonomy places the organism in Eukaryota, Metazoa, Chordata, Mammalia, Macroscelidea, Macroscelididae. Gene Ontology annotation, biological process: phosphocreatine biosynthetic process.